GGUAAAAAGUGAAGAUGAGCAAGCCCAAGGCAGAGCCAAAGUUGAUCAAGAUCUUGAAGCCAAAGUAUUUCUCCAAUCCAGAAUCGAAGUGAUUCAUAUAAAGCUAAAUACUUAUCUAUUAAUGAUCUCUCUUAUAAUUUCCGAGUUGCCACAAGAGUAA
Molecule: messenger RNA, 160 nt
Organism: Dentiscutata erythropus
Lineage: Eukaryota; Fungi; Glomeromycota; Glomeromycetes; Diversisporales; Gigasporaceae
Source: the annotation of a GenBank genome assembly